AUGGAAGCAGCAAGAGCAGCCGUUCAGAAACUUACCGGCAAUCGGGGCCACCAUACCACGGUUGAAGAAACCGUUGUCCCAGCCGUCACCCAUGAAGCCGUCAAGCCUCACAUCCACGAGGAAGCCACCCAAGCCGUCGACCGUGAAGUGCAUCAGCACCACUACCACACCACAGUGCAACCUCUUACUCACCAAGAGAGGCUUCCAGAGAAACACACUCAUAACAUCCUCCCGGCUGAACACCGCGAGUUUCACCAUGAUGACGAAUCAAGGACCAAGGAGAGGCUCGCCGCUGAGAUGGCCAACUUCAAGAGCCACUCCACAACCCACGAGACCGUCCACACCCAAGCUGCGGCCCCCACCGUGACUGGCGAGCACGUUCACCACCACGUCCACGAGACCGUCGUUCCAGUCAUCCACAAGGAAACCAUCCAGCCCGAGGUCGUCCACACCACCAUUCCUGUACACGAGACACAUCACGCCGCUGCUCAGCAUCACGGAUUGUCUGCCUUGCCCAUGAAGACCCUUGAUGAGUUCAAGGCAGCAGGCGGUGCGUUGGUGGGUGGUCAACACUCAAGCCACGAGGAGUAUGAGGGUGCACCCCGCCCAUACAAUGACAAGCUUUCCACGACCUUUGAGAAACUUGAAGAGAAGUUCCACGGCGGCCAUCACACCACCGGGACCACAACCGGUACCACUGGUCUCGGUGGUAUCGGCGAUCACAACAAGACACACCGUCCUACCGACUCUGGUGUUGGUGGUGUUGGCCAUGAUCUCACCUCAGGUGGCAUUGGCAGGGAUAAUCAUCAUCACGAAACUGGCACCGGAGUUGGUGACAGGCACCUUGGAGCCAGAGGCGCCGGCCCUAUGGGCACGACCGAAGGAGCAAAGCCCAGCUUGGCUGAUCGGAUGAACCCUCGUGUCGAUGCUGAUGGUGAUGGAAAGCGCGGCUUCAUGGACUGA
Messenger RNA from Cladophialophora yegresii CBS 114405, 963 nucleotides. RefSeq lists its product as uncharacterized. The transcript is spliced from 2 exons. The record is from RefSeq and is a predicted model, not a curated record. Bases 1 to 963 code for a protein of 320 amino acids. Lineage: Eukaryota; Fungi; Ascomycota; Eurotiomycetes; Chaetothyriales; Herpotrichiellaceae.